AAAAAGUUACGGACUGCAGCUUUAAUGUAUUUAUAAUUAGAAAACACAUUAAAAUAAUAUGGUAAGAAAUAGCCAACCAGUUUGCAAUUUAAAGCAGCUUAAAAUAACUGGAAGUGACACCGGAAGCCAGACACAUUCAAUUAAAAAAUGGCCGCACUCUUACAUUAAAAAUGAGGUGGAUAAUGUUUACAAAAUGAGAAUGUAAUGUUCUCUUACCGUUCGCAUAACCGAGAAAAAGAAAAACGUUUAGAGAACAUUCAAAAUUAACAUUAACAUGUUUUAGUUGAAGAGCGCAGGCCUAUGGGAGGCAGUGAUGCUGCGAGGAGACACACGAACACAGAGAGACUUCAGUCCAUGACACAGAGAAGGGGAAGCUUCCCAAACGCUCUCAUUUGCGCAUCCUCCGAGCUCUUCCACACACGCACAGUCGCGCGUGUUCUGCUACCAGGAGGCUCGUGCUUUAUUGUUUCGGCGGAUGGGUGGAGGAUGCAGGCAUCACGCUCCACAUUUCUCCUCUGACUCACGUACAGCUGUUUUUUUCCCCUCUUUCUCUAUGGUGGCAUCCUUUGCUCCGCCUCAUUGGUGCUACCCCCCCAUCUCUGGUCUCUCGCGCAGCUCCAGGCCAAUUGGUUGCCUUGCCUUCACCGUUAUCUGCUCUCUUCUGUCUCCGCGUCUCUCCUCUUCCUCUGUCUUCCUUCAACUCGUGAAGAAUGAUUAGCAUACAGGAGGCGAGAGGAACUUUCCAGCGCGAGUGAACAGGAGACGAGUGCGCGAAAGGAAGAACGUGGGAAAUACGAUCAGGAGCGAUUGGAAAGUUUGCGCGAAGACAACAUUUCCAGACUGAAAAUGAAAUUGGAGGAGGUGUAGUGACCUCUUAUCAGUCGUCUAACAUAGAGGGCCGUGGGGCAAACAGAGGUCUGAACCAAAGAGCAAUUAAACCGGCAAUUACAUCAGAUGGAGGUGGAUGUAGCAGAUGAGAAGCACCAUUGCACACGCUCAAAAGUUCCCCUGGAGCCAGCCAUACAAGAGUUGUUCAGUGUGUAUGGCUGUCCUGUCGCCAAGAAGAGAAAACCCCUGGAGACUCAUGCCCUGGAGCCCUCGGCCAAGAGGAAGGUCUUCCUAACAGUCGUAGACCAGCAGUCAAUGGAGAAAUGCUACAGGACACACAAAAUGGAGGAGAUGGAUGAAAAAGAAGAGGAAGAAGAGGAGGAGGAGGAGGAAGAGGAGGAGGAAAAGGAAGAAGAAGAGGAAGCGGAGGAGGAAUAUACAGACAACGAGGACCAGUAUGAUCAGGAAGAGGUAGAAGUGAUUAAUGGAGAAGAGGAAGAGGUGGAGCAGGAAGAAGAGGAAGUGGUGGAAGAGGAAGAGGAAGAAGGUGUAGAAAGAGAGGGGGAGGAUGAUGAAGAAGAGGACGAGGUGGAGGAAGAUGAAGAAGACGAUGAGGAGCAAAUUCAAGAAAUAGACAGUGACCAUAUGAACUGCAGUCCCAGCAGACCGAGCCCCUCCGCGGAGAAGGACAACAACAACAACGAUGAGUAUGACAACUAUGAUGAACUGGUGGCCAAAUCUCUGCUUAACCUGGGCAAGAUCGCAGAGGACGCUGCUUACCGGGCCAUGACCGAGUCCGAGAUGAACAGCAACUCUUCCAACAGCGCAGAAGAGGAAGAGGAGGAGGAGGAGGAAGAAGAUGAAGAUGAUGAUGACGAUGAUGACGAUGAGGAGGGCUCAAGGAAGGGUGAGCUGAGUCUGGACGUGAACAGUGAUGUGGUAAGGGAGACCGUGGACUCUCUGAAGCUCCUGGCGCAGGGUCACGGAGUCACGCUCUCGGAAAACCUCCACGAGCGGCCGUAUCCGGACGACGGCGGCGAGAACACGGACUGCGGUAACACCAACGGGCCCGCGGGUAAUGGACUCGGUGGUAAACCCACCGGUAAUGGUCAGAUGGUGGAGAAGAGCGAUGAAGAAGUUUGUCUGAGCAGUUUGGAGUGUCUUCGCAACCAGUGCUUUGACUUGGCGCGCAAGCUGAGCGAAACCAAGCCAGCCGAGCGGCUCAACAAUAACCAGCAGCAGGCUCAUCAGCCUUAUCAAGAGGCCCAACAUCAGCAGCAUCAUCAGAGUCCUGAGGAGUGCCGCGUCCUCGAGAGGAACUACUCCGACAUGGUCAACCUGAUGAAGCUCGAGGAGCAGCUCAGCCCGCGCUCCAAGACUUUCUCCAGCUGCGCCGCAGAGCACAAGGGCUUCCAGGACUGCGAUGAAGACACCACUUCUGUCACGUCGGACCGCUCAGAGGACGUUUUCGAUAUGACCAAGGGCAACCUGUCACUGCUGGAGAAGGCCAUAGCCCUGGAAACGGAGCGGACUAAAGCUUUGCGGGACAAAAUGGCGUCGGAAGCAGUCAGGAGAGAUAGACUGCAUUUGCAUGAUGGUUUGAGGCACAGCUGCGUGGAGGAGCGGAAGGCGCGUCUGCACCACGAUGGCCUAAAGAAGCCCUACUACCUUAAAGAUUCUUCACGGUCGGGGAAAAAAGAAAGCCGCUGUCCAACGCCUGGCUGUGACGGCACAGGUCAUGUGACGGGUUUGUACCCGCACCAUCGCAGCCUGUCUGGAUGUCCACAUAAAGACAGAGUCCCACCAGAAAUUCUUGCAAUGUAUGAAAAUGUUCUUAAGUGCCCUACGCCUGGCUGCACGGGCCGGGGUCACGUCAACAGCAACAGGAACUCUCACAGGAGCCUGUCGGGUUGCCCAAUAGCGGCUGCAGAGAAACUGGCCAAAGCCCACGAGAAACAUCAGUCAUGUGAUGGAGGCAAAUCCAACCAGGCUUCAGAUCGUGUGCUCAGGCCCAUGUGCUUUGUGAAACAGCUGGAGAUUCCACAGUACGGCUAUAAAAACAACGUUCCCACUUCAACCCCGCGCUCCAACCUGGCCAAAGAGUUAGAGAAGUACUCCAAAACCAGCUUUGACUACAACAACUAUGACAACACCAACAACAUCUACAGCAAACGGCACACUGCUGCACCCAAGCUCCACGGUCGGGACACGCUGCCCAAGAGUGAUGAGGCUAAACGCUACUGCAAGAGCUCGAGCUCGGCGAGCAGCACCACGAGCAGCUACGGCCCCAGCAGCAGCAGCAGCCUGAGCUGUGGAGGAGGAGGAGCGAGAGGAGGAGAGAGCAGCGCCAGCAGCACCUGCAGCAAGAGCAGCUUCGACUACACACACGACAUGGAGGCGGCGCACAUGGCCGCCACCGCCAUCCUCAACCUCUCCACCCGCUGCAGGGAGAUGCCUCAGAGCCUGAGCGGGAAACCCCUGGAGAUCUGCGCACAGUCUGACGAUCUGGAUCCCUUCCAGGACAUUUUAGAGGACAGCGCAUACACUACCGAUGUCGGCAUUCCCAGCCCCAAACCAAAAUUCCCACCUUGCAAAGAAAGCAAAAAGGACCUGUUAACUCUUUCAGGUUGUCCUUUAGCAGAUAAAAGCAUUCGGAGUAUGAUGGCCACCAACUCACAAGAACUCAAGUGCCCGACCCCGGGCUGUGACGGCUCGGGACAUAUCACUGGAAAUUACGCUUCACACAGAAGUUUGUCAGGAUGUCCACGGGCUCGGAAGACUGGGAUAAAGAUAACACACAGUAAAGAGGACAAGGAGGACCAGGAGCCGAUCAGGUGUCCGGUGCCAGGUUGUGAUGGCCAGGGUCACAUAACAGGCAAAUAUGCGUCCCACCGCAGCGCGUCAGGCUGCCCUCUAGCGGCCAAACGGCAGAAGGACGGCUACAUCAAUGGCUCCCAGUUCACAUGGAAGGCUGGGAAGACAGACGGCAUGUCAUGUCCAACCCCGGGCUGUGACGGCUCUGGACACGUCAGCGGCAGUUUCCUGACCCACAGAAGUCUCUCUGGUUGCCCACGUGCCACAGCGGCGAUGAAGAAAGCCCGACUAUCAGGAGUGGAGAUGCUCACAAUAAAACAGCAAACAGGCAAUGGUUUAGACUGUGAUGCAGAUGUUAAACAGCUGGAUGAAGAUAUUAAAGAUUUACAUGAAUCAAAUUCACAGGUGGAGGCGGAUAUGAUCAAACUUAGAACACAGAUUACCACAAUGGAGUCUAAUCUGAAGUCCUUAGAGGAAGAAAACAAGAAAUCACUUCACAAAGAGCCUCCAGUUCGACACAACAGCUGUUUACAGAUGCAUCAGAGAGAGCCGAUGAGCGAACAGAGCUUCGACGCGUAUGUGACCACGCUAACGGACAUGUACAGCAGUCCGGAUCAGUAUCAGAGUGCCGAGAACAAGGCCCUGCUAGAGAAUAUCAAACAAGCAGUACAAGGCAUUCAAGUCUAGCAUCUCACACUGAAGGGCCACUUUCCUAAAACGAAGGAACGCAAAAGACACUUUCAGAAAGAAAAAAAUAACAAUAAUCAUGGGAUGCCUCACGCUGUGCUGUUGUAGUUUAUCGAACAGUGUUGAAUUCAUGUUCUUUUAACAAGUGUUAUGCUGACUAAACAUAGUUUUUCUUUGGGUUUAUUUUUCUGGCCUUGCUUUAAAAAAUGAUCUGCAAAAUAGUUUUUGAAAGCAUUCACAUUUCGUACGUUUUCAUAUAGGCUAAUGUAACGUGAAUCAUCCUUCUCGCUGCUCAUCGAUGCACCUUUAGUGUAUAUUAGACCACGGUAAUGCGACCACUACUGAACAUUAGUUUGCAAUGCUUGCUGAGAUAGAUCACAGAGGUUAGCUCAGUGAAAGAUUCUUUCAUCAUUAAUAUCAACGCUUACACUUUUUAAUAGUACACUUUAGACAUUAACUAGAAGUAACUUUGCAACUGCAUGUCAACCAACUCUCAUUAGAGCAGGUCACAGGUCACAUGUGUUCUGUCACAAAGUAUUCUGUAAGGUAAUCCAAGCACCACAUUAUUAAAGUAAUGUAAUCUGAUUACUUUUGGAUUCCUUCAAGGAUACAUGUGUAAAUAAAGUCAAGUAAAAAGCAAUAUUAUCAAAGUACCUUUAUUUAAUAUGAAUUUCAAAUUAAAAUUAAUGGAAACUAUUAAAACUUAGCAAUCAUGUCUUGUUUCACCAAUUAGAGAUUAUACAGCCCCACAUAUAUAUAUAU
Messenger RNA from Megalobrama amblycephala (Wuchang bream), 5091 nucleotides. RefSeq names its product myelin transcription factor 1-like, b (gene myt1lb). NCBI's taxonomy places the organism in Eukaryota, Metazoa, Chordata, Actinopteri, Cypriniformes, Xenocyprididae. Gene Ontology annotation, molecular function: DNA-binding transcription factor activity, RNA polymerase II-specific; zinc ion binding; RNA polymerase II cis-regulatory region sequence-specific DNA binding. The record is from RefSeq and is a predicted model, not a curated record. The coding region runs from base 955 to 4329 and encodes 1124 amino acids. Gene Ontology annotation, cellular component: nucleus. Gene Ontology annotation, biological process: regulation of transcription by RNA polymerase II. The transcript is spliced from 22 exons.